Homalodisca vitripennis (glassy-winged sharpshooter) is the source of this 1438-nucleotide messenger RNA. Its product is annotated as platelet-activating factor acetylhydrolase IB subunit beta homolog. Lineage: Eukaryota; Metazoa; Arthropoda; Insecta; Hemiptera; Cicadellidae. The record is from RefSeq and is a predicted model, not a curated record.
UUGGUAAUAUCUUUGCAAAUUUACAUGAAUUUUAUCUCUUGAAUUCUUGUUCGUGUACAAAUUGAAUUGGUACGCACAUUUUUACUGUUAAAAUGAAUCGAUGCGUAAUACCUGCUAUUAGUGAAGAUGUCCAAGGUGAUGACAGAUGGAUGAGCCAGCAUAACCAACAUUUAGCUGACACUAAAGAUAGAGAACCAGAUGUAUUGUGGAUUGGAGAUUCCAUUAUCAGCCAUUUGAAGCAGAGACCAAUGUGGAAUGAUCUGUUUGAACCGCUUCAUUCUUUGAACUUCGGUUUAUCUGGUGACACCACACAGAAUGUUCUCUGGAGGAUACACAAUGGUGCCUUGGACAAUAUAAAGCCAAAGGUAGUAGUUGUACAUGUAGGAACAAACAAUUUUGGAGACUCACCCGAUGAUAUUUCUGAUGGAAUUGUGGAAAUUGUCAAUGUUAUACGUGAACGACAUCCAGAAACAUACAUUAUUUUUGUUGAAUUGUUUCCACGAGGUCAGCACCCAACCCUGCGUGAACGGAAUGCAUCAGUGAAUGAGUUGGUGAGGAGGAAGCUGCAGGGCCGAAGUCGCGUGCAGACAGUGAGCUGUGAGAAGGGGCUGGUCGGUGCUGACGGCACUAUUAGCCAUCACGAUAUGCCGGACUAUCUACACUUUUCAGAUGCCGGGUACCGGAAGGCGUUGGAACCUCUACACGACUUGCUGUUACAGCUCUUGACGGAAGGUGAGGAAGAACGGGACCUCACGCCAUCUGAGUGAAGUGUCCUGAUGCGUCAUGUCACAUCACGUCGUGUCACGCAUUCGCAAGCUCUGAUCUGGGGGUCGGUUGAUCUCGGCUGUGCCGUUAUUAUCUACAAGAUUGAUGCUUUAUCUAGGAUAAUAUUUUUACCACUUAUUGUUGCGCUGCCAACCGGACUGAGUACUUUGUCAAUUGAGAUAUGUAAUUAUAUUCAGAAUGGGAAUUUAAUGUGUAAAUCAUGAAAAAUGCAGUUUGUACAAUCGUUUUAAUGCUCACCAGUAAUUGGUGAUUGGGAUAAAAAAUUCUUCAUGUACAAAUCUUGCUUUCUGAUGAUAUAAAUGUACUGCCUAUUUUUUGUGAUAUAACUAUGAGAUUAUUAAGCCACACAGUUAGCCAGUAAACAGAAUGUAUUUGAGAUGAAGGAUCGAAAACGCUUUGACUAAGUUUUGAAAGAAAUGUCAAGAUCAUAUUGUGUAAAAAAAAUAAUUCACAAGUUUAUUUUUCUUUGUACUAAUAAAAGAUGGAAUUCUAUUUUUAAAACAUAGUGAGAGUUGUAAACAAUUUCUAUAUCAGAUAAUAGAUAAAAAUUGCUCAAUUAUCAUAAUCCAUAAGUUUAUAAUAAUUCUCAAUUUUGUAUGUAUUUUUAAUUUUAAAUAUUGGUGGGGUUUCUGUUAUUUUUCUAAAUAGUUAU